AUGAUUAGUCAUCCCUGCAGGAUCUGUCUGAAAUCUGUUGCUUCAAACCAUCGAGCAAUUAUGUGUGAUGUGUGCGGUUUCUGGGUGCAUAUUAAAUGUAAUGGGCUUAAUGCCACUGAUUAUGAAAUGUUACAAAACUCCAACGAUAAUUGGUUCUGUCUUAAAUGUAUAAAUGAUUCACUUGCUUUUAAUGACAAAUCUACCCCUCUUGUUUUCAACUAUGCUUUAUCUUCCACUGAGAAAAGAAAAUUCCUAUCCAAUCUUAAUACUCUUAACAACAGUCCUUCUGAAAAUGAUAACACCAAUUGUAAAUACUAUGACUCUGUUGAAUUUGUCUCUCAAAACUUUAAUUCUUCCUACUUUUCCUUGUUCCAUCUAAACAUAUCUUCCUUAUCUAAACAUUUUAAUGAUUUAACCUAUCUCCUCUCUGACCUUAAUUUUAAUUUCAGUGCUAUUGGUAUAACAGAAACGGGUUUUCAAAGUAAAUCUCCUUCUCUGAACUGUAAUCUAAAUGGAUAUACCUUUAUACAUACUCCUUCAGAAAGCAUUAAAGGUGGCGCUUUGUUAUACAUUUCUGAUAAGCUCUCCUGUUCUAGUCGCCCUGACCUUGAUCAACUAUGUUAUAUAAGUCACCAACUUGAAUCAGUAUUUGUUGAAGUUAUUCAUCCUAAAGGUAAAAAUUAUAUCAUAGGUUGCAUCUACAAACAUCCUCAUAUGGACCUACAUGACUUUAAUAUGAACCAUCUUACUCCUAUAUUAAGCAAAACCACCUCUGAGAACAAAAACAUUUUUUUAAUGGGAGACUUUAAUGCAAAUCUAUUACUCUCUGAUUCCAACCCUGAUAUUUAUGAUUUUUUAGACUCUAUAUUUUCGUUUUCUUUAGCUCCUUCUAUACUUCUUCCAACAAGAAUUACAGAAAAUACUAGUACUUUAAUUGACAAUAUUUUUCAUGACCCUUUUGAACUAAACUGCAAGUCUGGUAACAUCAUAUCGUCAAUAUCUGACCAUUUCCCACAGUUUCUUAUAAUAAACAAACAACACGUCUUGCCGCCUCCUCCCACAAAAAGAUCUCCUAUUCCAGACUGGAAUAAAUUUAACCAAGAAUUAUUUUCUCAAAAAAUAUCUGCCAUUGACUGGAAUGAACUUCUUUGCUUAAAUGAACUUGACCCAUCUAAAUCUUUUGAUAUUUUUCAUACCUUUGUCAAUAACUGUAUAAAUGAAUGUGUUCCUCUCAAAAAAUCUUUUACUAGAAAUAACACAAACUCUCAUAAAGAAUGGAUCACUACUGGCAUACUCACCUCUAUACGCAAACGUGACGCUUUACAUAAACAAUUCAUUAAAGAAAAAGAUCCAUUCAUAAAAUCUCUACUGCACACAUCCUUUAAAAAAUACAGAAACAAACUUGUCACUCUAUGUAGAAUAAGUAAAAGUAACUUCUACAAACAAUUUUUCAUCAAAAAUAAAAAUAAUUCAAAAGCUAUCUGGGAUGGUGUUCGUUCCAUCAUUUCACUCCGGUCUGCCAAAUCUCCUACUCCUUCUUGUUUAAACAUUAACAAUAAUCUCACUACAGACGCAUUAACCAUAUCUAAUUCAUUCAACAGUUACUUCAGCUCAAUUGCAGAUAAGUUAAGGAAAUCGAUUCCACCAAGCUUUAAACACUUUUCUUCGUAUCUAAAAAACCCAACAGCUAAUUCAAUAUUUUUUCGCCCAACUAAUGAUUUAGAAGUCCUUGAUUGUAUUUCUCUCUUUGAUAAAAAAAAAUCAACAGGUCCUUUCAGCAUUCCGUACCAAGUCCUUCUUCCUACUAAAAAACUCUUCGCAGUUCCAAUUGCUAAAUUAAUCAAUCUUUCCUUUUCAACUGGUAUUUAUCCAUCUUCUCUUAAAAUUGCAAAAGUUAUCCCUGUUUACAAAAAAGGCUCAAAUGUCGAACUUUGCAACUAUCGGCCCAUAUCUUUACUUUCAAACAUUGACAAAAUUUUCGAAAAGCUUAUUUUCAAUCGUUUAUAUAAUUUUUUUUCUAUGAACAAUACUAUCUUUCCAGAUCAGUUUGGCUUCAGGAAAAAAUUUUCUACCUCACACGCCUUACUAAACAUUACUCAAAAGAUUAUGGAAGCUAUUGACAAUGGUCUUCUUGUUUGUGGUGUCUUCAUUGACCUACAAAAAGCUUUCGACACUGUUGACCAUGAAAUUUUAAUUAAAAAACUUUAUCACUAUGGUAUUCGUGGGGUUCCUUUAUCUUUGCUGCGCUCUUUCCUAACCAACAGAGAACAAUUUGUGUUUAUCAAUAAUUCGUCAUCUUCACAUAAACCUAUUCGUCAUGGUGUUCCUCAGGGCUCUGUUCUUGGUCCACUUUUAUUUCUACUCUAUAUUAAUGAUCUUCAUACUGCAAUUAAACAUUCCAUGGUCCACCUCUUUGCAGAUGAUACCAACCUGCUAAAUAUUAUCACUUUAUUAACACAUAUAAAAUCUAAUUACAAUUUUAUUUUAUUUCACCCAGUCCAAAUUCCUUUUUUCUGCUUGAAGGAAGAUGCCAUAAGUAGAGGGCAAAAGCAUCUCUUGCCGAAAAAGUGCACCGAGACCUUUGUUGACAAGGCCCAGCCUGAGGUGAUCGAAAAAUGUGAGCUCCGGAAGAAGGGUGAAAAGACGGCGAAAGCCCUAUCGUCACAAGCCAUUAGCAUGUAUGCCAAAGUCUUAGGGAGGGUGGUGCAGUUCGAUAGCGCAGAGGCCUUAUCAAAAGAUACUGAAGAAGAUCCUAUUAUCAAGGACUUUAUGGCGGACUUGGGUCUACUCGUCUACUCCGCUUUUGGAAAGUUUCUAGCGCCCCUUCUAGUGGCUGCACACACUAUGAAUCACUGCCAACUAUCUACGUCCAAAUCGGUUUAA
Hydractinia symbiolongicarpus is the source of this 2883-nucleotide messenger RNA. RefSeq lists its product as uncharacterized. The transcript is spliced from 3 exons. The record is from RefSeq and is a predicted model, not a curated record. The coding region runs from base 1 to 2883 and encodes 960 amino acids. Lineage: Eukaryota; Metazoa; Cnidaria; Hydrozoa; Anthoathecata; Hydractiniidae.